AUGCCGGCACGGGAGGGGGACACACGGACACGCCGGCGCUGCCGUCCUUCCUUCCUGGGUGUUUUCCGCUCGCUGCCCUCGCUGGAGAAGACGGUGGGGAAAUGUCUCAUCCUGCUCAAACCCCGCGCCAGCCGCCUCGUCGUGCAGCUCCACUGCAAGUACGGCGUCACCAAGACCCACAACCUGACCUUCCAGGAGUGCGAGCGGCUGCAGGCCGUCUUCGACACCCAGCGCUGCGCCAGCAGCCUCUGCGCCCCGGCACGGGUGCUAGCGGAGGCCGUGGUCCACUUCCCCCAGACGCUGGCUGAGGUGACGCUGGCAGCUGGCCCUGGGGGCAAGAUCAGCCUUCGGAACCACGUGGAGGACGAAGCAGAGCCAGGGAAAACGAUGGUGACGGAGCUGUGGCUGGCCGAGGACGAGUUUCAGAUGGCGGCCGUGGCCCCGGGCUCCCGCAUCACUUUCUGCCUCAAGGAGUUUCGGGGGCUGCUGACCUUCGCUGAGGCCUCCAACCUGCCCCUCACCGUCCACUACGACGUGCCUGGCAGGCCAGUGAUCUUCACCCUGGAAGACGCAGUGCUGGAGGUCCACCUGGUGCUGGCCACCCUCUCAGACCCAGAAAGCAACUUGCAGCCCCCCACGGCCAACGGUGUGUCCCACCUGCCUGCCCCAUCAGAUGACUUCGCCGAUGACCUCGAGUCCUACAUGAUUGCCAUGGAACCCAGCACCUAUGAGGAGGGCUCGGGGGUGCCUCCCAUCCCCACUUUCCCACUGUGCAUCCCGGAUCCAGCCGAAAGCGACACCGAGGAGGAAGAGGAGGAGGAGGAAAGAGCUGUGCUGGGGACCCCCCCUCACAAGAAGUUUCGCUCUCUGUUUUUUGGCUCGGUGUUGACGCCAGGGGGGCGCGGCCUGGCCCCCACCCUGGAGGUGCUGGCGGAGGACAGCGAUGGCGAGUACUGAGAGCCCUGAGGGUGC
Molecule: messenger RNA, 972 nt
Organism: Haliaeetus leucocephalus (bald eagle)
Lineage: Eukaryota; Metazoa; Chordata; Aves; Accipitriformes; Accipitridae
Gene: RAD9A
Product: RAD9 homolog A (S. pombe)
Exons: 9
Coding region: 1-957 (318 amino acids)
Biological process (GO): DNA replication checkpoint signaling; cellular response to ionizing radiation; DNA repair
Cellular component (GO): checkpoint clamp complex
Source: RefSeq, a predicted model, not a curated record